AUGGCCGGAAUUGCUUCUGCGCAAAGUGCUACUAACGUGAGAGCCACGUACCACCUCUACAAUCCGCAAGACAACAACUGGGACUUGCGAGCCGUGAGUGCCUAUUGCGCGACGUGGGAUGCCGACAAGCCCUUGGAAUGGCGCAGCAAGUACGGAUGGACCGCCUUCUGUCACCCCGCAGGUCCGACCGGACAAGAGGCCUGUGGAAAGUGCCUGCUGGUGACGAACACAGCCACCGGAGCUCAGACGACGGUGAGGAUUGUCGACCAGUGCAGCAACGGAGGGCUGGACUUGGACGUUAAUGUGUUUAACCAGAUAGACACGAACGGAAUUGGGUAUCAGCAAGGAUAUCUUACAGUCAACUACGACUUUGUUGACUGUGGGGACUAA
This is a messenger RNA of Rosa rugosa (rugosa rose), 390 nucleotides long. RefSeq names its product pathogenesis-related protein PR-4-like. The record is from RefSeq and is a predicted model, not a curated record. The transcript has a single exon. NCBI's taxonomy places the organism in Eukaryota, Viridiplantae, Streptophyta, Magnoliopsida, Rosales, Rosaceae. Gene Ontology annotation, biological process: defense response to fungus; defense response to bacterium. Bases 1 to 390 code for a protein of 129 amino acids. Gene Ontology annotation, molecular function: RNA nuclease activity.